GCCCACUCCUUUCCCCGCCUGUAACAACAGCCGAAGGCGGAAGCGUUCUGCAAUGUCAGGCGCCCCGGCGAGCGCGGAGCGGCGCGCCCUGCGCUGGCUGCGGCGGGGAUGCGGGGUUCUGGCGCACCUCGCCGCGCUGAGCACCACCGCGCUGCUGCUGCUGCUCUCCAGGCCCGGCACCAGCUUGUUUUCCUGGCACCCUGCGUUCAUGUCAAUAGCAUUCUGCCUGUGCCUGACGGAAGCCAUCCUGAUCUUCUCGCCGGAGGGCCUCCUCUUCUGCUCCUGCUCCCACAAAAUGAAAGUGCAGCUGCACUGGACUGCCCAGAUGCUGGCCUUUGUGGCUGCCACACUGGGCUUGGCCUUCAUUGUCUCCAGCAAGAACCGGAGUGAGCUUCCACACUUGGUCUCCUGGCACAGUGUUCUGGGCCUCCUGACUCUCCUGGCAGCUUGUGGGCAGGUCUUGUCUGGAUUCUGCCUUCGCUUUCCUUGGUUGCUGAGGAUCUCGUCCGUGGGUCGCCUCCGGCUCGUCCACAUGAUGUACGGACUGAUCGUUUAUCUGCUAGCCACCUUCACUGUGGCCCUGGGCAUUUAUUCUGACUGGUUUCAGGCCCAGAUUAAAGGGGUGGCUUGGUACUUCUGCCUGGGGUUGCCUUUCUGUCCGGCUUUGGUUAUCGUGAAACAGAUUACUAGAACUCGUAAGAAGAGACAGUACAUUUGAGUCUUGGGUCUCAUCAAAAACCCCUGGAAUCAAUAUCUCAUCCCCAUUGUUUUCUCCUCUCCUUAGUAUUUAUAAACAGCUGAAUUUAGCCUUCUGUUGACACCUGCUUCUGUGUUUUGUGUGCUGUGCCAUGUUUUGUCAAAGUGACGUUUUGUUUUGUUUUGUUUUAGGUCAAGUACAUGCUAAUACUAGAACUCCAGCAUUCUGGAAAUAUGCUGAUUCAAUUUUCCAGCUCAUUGAUCAGGUAGACUCAAGUGCUUGGCUAAGCUUCAUGCUUGAAUGUAGGGUGCUUUUCGAGAAAACAGGAUCAACAACUUGCUGUCUGCAUGUUUCCAGUAGGACCUCAAUGACUACUGUGUCUUCAAAAAUAGUUACACAGAAGCAAUGGGGUUGGUUUAGAGCAAUGUUUCACAGUUUCUUGUGUUUCUUAGAUUCUGAAAUGCUUCAGUAAUUAGAUGUGUAGCCACCCACAAGCUAGGAACUUCAUGAGUUAUACUCACCUGGUUUCUGUGCUUCUGGAAUUGUUCUUCCUUCACCUGUCCAGUGCCUGCCUCUCCUCAUGGUGCUUCACUCCCCCAGCAGUUCCUUCUUUCUUCUUAGAAUCAUAGAAUUGUAGAGUUGGAAGGGACACCAAGGGUCAUCUAGUCCAUCCUCCUCCUCCUCCUCCUCCUCCUCCUCCUCCUCCUCCUUCUUCCUUACACCACCUUUUCCCCUGACGGGUUUACUGAUAAAAAAUAGGAGGGGGGAAUCAUUAAAAACUGAAAGAAAUAAAACAAUAAACAUAUAUAAAAUAUAUUAAAGCCAUACAAAUAAUUACAUAACAACAGCAGCAUCAGCAGCAGCAUGGCACCACCCCUUUCAUUAAAAGAAGUCAGUUCCCCAAAGCCUGUUGGAACAAGAAAGUAUUCAUCUGCUGGUGGAAUGACAAGGAUGAGGCCAAUCUAGCUUCUUGCGGGGUGGGGGUGGGGAGUUUCAAAGUCUGGGAGCAGCCACUGGGAAGACUCUCUUCUGUGUCCCUACGAAGUUCGUCCUGGAGGGUGAUGGGACCAAGAGAAGGGCCUCCCUCGAAGAUCUCAAAACCCAGCCAGGCUCCCAGAGUGGCUUAAAUAUGAUCCAUUAAAACAAGAGUGUGUCCCUGCUGCUUUGACGCUGCCUCGCAGGCUUACAAUCUUAAAAAGAAUAUGCCAUGCCACACAAGGGGAUAAAAAGGAUGUGGAAGGAAGGGGGCGGGGAAUCAAACUCAGGCACUAGUUCUUAAAAUGACUCGCUGGUGCAGUUCAAGACGAGGAGGUGCCUGGGGGAGCUUGACUUUCAGCAGAGCUGAUGGAACGAGCUUUGCCUCCCAUCACUCCCACUGAGCGCUCUUAGACCUUGUUGCUUAAGCAGCUCAAGUGGCAGAUAGCUUGGACCUCAGCUGGGUAGGGCUUUAUAGGUCAUCUCCCACACGUUGAAUUGUCCCUGGAAGCAGACCCACCUUAUUUCUGUGAUCAUAAGGUGUUUCAAAUUGUUUUUAAAGUUUUAAUUGUAACCUGCCCUGGAACCUAAGGGCGAAGGCUGGGUUGCUGUUAUUCUUAAGGAAUGAUUUGUGUGUUGUGUUAUAGAAGUCAGAGGUCACUGCUUCACUGGAACACGAAAGAGCAAGGUUAAGUGGUUAGCCCCAAAUCAGUCAGUGAAUCAAUAGAGAAAGUGGAAAUAUUUUGAAUACCUCUAAGCAUAUGCAGGGCAGCCUCCCCCUGCUGGGAACUGAGAAGCAGCACAGACUGGCUGCAUGGAUUAGUGGCAGGCAACAAAUCACAGAAUCACAGAGUUGGAAGGGACCACGAGGGUCAUCUAGCCAAACCCCCUGCAAAUGCAGGAAUCUUUUGCCCAGUGUGGGGCUUGAACUCACAACCCUGAGAUUAAGAGUCUCAUGCUCUACUGACUGAGCUGCCCAAGACCCUGGAAAGCUGAUGUCAGUCAGAGUAGAUAAGUUAGUCUGAGCUGGAGCUAGCUGGACAAAUAACCUGACUUGGUAUAAGGCAACUUCCUCUAUCCCUAUACAGUACUUACAGUAAUGGCAUAUCUCACACUCGGCUUAAUGUACCACCUCUGUUGAUAGUGAGCUAUAUAGGGAGAAAACAUGCAUUCUGUUCUCUGGUGCACAACAACCCACUCUUCACCUCUCUCCCCACCCCAUUUGCUUUCAUCACAAAAACAGGUUUUUUAAAUCCACCAUUUCCCAUUUCUUGUAAUAACUAAGCUCUCCCUCAAAAGUAGCCCUGAGCAUGUGUUGAAUACCCAUCGCUCGACACUGAACAUAAAUUUCCUGCUCUCCAAGGAUUUAUUCAUGUUGAUGAUGAUUUAGAUUUCUUACCUGCCCUUCAGGUGCUUUUGCCUGGCUAGAAUGUGCCUUUGAACGGUGUCAGUGCCUCUUGCUUUCCUGGAUGCAGAGAUGGGAUGGUGGGAGUGCAGAAACCCCUGUUGUUUGCAUAGCUGGAAUGUAGUCUACUGUAUGAAGUUGCACCGGUAGGUUGACCAACUUUUGGACCAAUCAAAUUUAUUGGACCUGCCCACCAUUAGCAUGUGGCCACCAGAAACUUGUCCAUGAGGCAAUGCAGUCCUUUGGGUGAAUAGGCUUCCUCAUCCCAAGUGUGCAGUUUAGCUAACGGAAUCUAUAAUAGCCUCCGCUUCUGUCUUGGGGUCAGUUAAGAAAAUUCCCCAGGGGUUGGUUAGACAAAUUCUGGAGCUGCAUAGUUUCCCUCCGUGGCUCAGAAGUGUUGUUGAGAUUUCCCCUUUGAUCACUAGUGCCUUUAAAAGGCCUUGGAGUUUUUGCUACGCUCUACGUAAGCAGCUAUUGCUACCCAGGCUACAGUCUGUGUUAUCACAUGUGGAACAAGAACUUUUUGCAUUUAAAGGAACUAUUAGUAGGGUGCUACUUUCUUAGGUUUCUUGACUUGACUCACAGGUAAGCAGCUGGAACUAGGCUUUUAUAGACAAUCUUACUCAGCUACGAGUGAUCGCCAAAGCAGAAGAAGAAUUAGAAUUCAUGGUUGAGGUUUGGGAAUAUGCACUUGCUGCCAGGAUUUGCAGUUUGGGGAAUUCUUUGUGGUAGAAUUGGACUAAGUACGGUAAGUAAAAUUUUGUAGCCAGGAAGAAACCUUUACUAGGGUGGUCUUCAUCUUGUAGCAGGUUUCCAGAUGAGAAACUGGUGGUUUGAAUAAGAAGCUGUGUGGAAACGGGAAAAAAAGUAAAAUUCAAAUCUAGCUUUUAGUUACAGGAUAUAGGUUUUCUAUGCACAUUCACAAGCCAAAUAAAACACAGGUAAUCAUAUUCUAAGGCUAGCAUACUGCUUUAUUAUAUGAUCAAUAUUUUGCACAAUAAAUUUGUUUCUAUCUUGUUUAAAAGCUAUCUUGUUCUAGGUUUUUUCCCCUUAAGGGUCAUGUAUACCUUACAGGAAUGUCAUAUUUUCUCAGCACUAAACAACAAUGUUUUGCAACUUGUUUCAUCAGGUAAUCAGCAUGUAAUGGUGGCAGGGAGCACAGCUCUGGGACUUUUUUCAGGGCAGGAGUGAUGAUGUCAUCUGCUGGAGUGCCAGGGUAAUUGACAGACCCUCCUUGCUGUGAUCAGUGAAUGAGCUAGGGCUUCUCCACACUUACUUUUCCUUCAUACUUUCCAGGCAUGGUCCACGCUUUAAACCUCCAUGUCAGAACACUCUUCUUUUUUCUUUGGAGCUUUCCCCACAAAAUCCUGCUCUUUGCUGCUGAAUUGGAGCAAACAGCAAUCUGUGGGAAAUCAUUUGUUGUGUUUCAGCUUUAAUGAGCGGGUUUCCAUGGGGGAAGCUCCAGGGUGAAAAAAGAGCACUUGGGCAGAGCUUUAAAGUGCAGACCUGUGUCUGGAAAGCACGGGGCAAAGGCCAAGUGUGGAUAAGCCCAUAGUCUUAAAGUCCUCUUUAGCUGGUGGUGUGUAUUACUUCACGCACUCCCUUCCAGAUGUGGUAAGCCAGCCCUGCUGCAUUUCAGGGCCAUUCUGAUUCAUUCUGCUGAGUGGGGCUCUGAACCUCUGCCCCAAAGUCUUUCCCUGAUGAACCUGCGCUCUCUCUCUCUCUGCUGCAUUUAAGACACUCCUUGGGGCUGUUGUUAUGAGCCUAUUAUGACGAGCUUCUGCUCUUCAGACGUCACCACCACAUCACUGUAGGCAGUGCUUCCUUUGCUAUGGAAGUGAUCUGGGUGAUUGUCUGAGUGAUCUGGGUCACUGCUGGACAGUGUCUAUAACUUUGCUAGUGAUGGACAGUACUAGAUCUUGCUGAACCAGCAACAAAGUUCAGCCACCGCUGGCAUUAGGUUGGUAGGACUCUGGAAAUGGAAAAAGGAGUAGCUCCUCUGAUUAUAGAUGUUUGAGCUGAAACCCUAAUUCACUCUCCUUUAGCAGCACAGUAACUAAAAUGGGUAAGGAUUACAGGUGAACUAGAGCAGAAAGAAAACACUUUCCACGUAUUCAUUCCCCUUCUGCUCGCUCUGCAUAGUAAUGUUGACACCAGGGUAUCUUAUUUCUCACACCAGGGGCUCUUUCCUAUCUAUCUCUGAUUUGCACAUUUGCUUCUGAUAUUUAUCUUUUGCAGCUCGCUGCUUCACACUUUCAUUUAGCUGCCAUAACUGUUCUUUGGGAAAAGAAUGCUCUAUCGUUUUAUCCUAUCGGCAUUUUUAGCCUGUAACGGCGAUGGUUUUUGUAUCGAAUUUCGAGAGAGUGCUCUGAAACAACUAAGUUGACAAGUCCUACUGAGGACCAAGUCAGUCACAUGUGUAACCUCCUUGGCACACAUUUCAGGUGUGCAGGUGUGUAUGAAAUAUGCAUGCAUUCAGGUUUGCAGAAAGGAGUAUGUGUGCGUACAGUUAUCUUUUUUUAUAAAUGAGCCCUUGGAGCUGUGGUUGAAAUCCUAAACAAACUGAACCUUGGAACAACAAGUUUGUGUUCUUUGUAGACAUGUAUAGGAUUGCCUUGUGAACUUGACCAAUCUAGAUGGACCAUCUAAGAAGGAAUAGAUUUCAUAUGAGGAUGCAAAGAAUACCACAUGGAUUGG
Molecule: messenger RNA, 5774 nt
Organism: Zootoca vivipara (common lizard)
Lineage: Eukaryota; Metazoa; Chordata; Lepidosauria; Squamata; Lacertidae
Gene: CYB561D1
Product: cytochrome b561 family member D1
Molecular function (GO): transmembrane monodehydroascorbate reductase activity
Source: RefSeq, a predicted model, not a curated record